CAACAAAUUAUAAGGAAUGCAUAUGUUUUGGUUAACUAUAAUAAAAGCAUAAAUUGAUGUUUUGCGGAUGUUUAGGGGAAGAAAGUGCAGAAUGAGAUCAAUUUGUGAAGAGCGAUGGAUUGCAAUGGUUGCUUUUGUGGCAGUUUCUUCUUCAGCAAGCUUGUUGGUGGCAUGCCCAUACAGAUCCAUGUUCAGCUUCGGUGAUUCACUUGCAGACACUGGCAACUUGUAUCUCAGUUCCCACCCACCCACCGACCACUGCUUUUUCCCUCCCUACGGUCAAACCUUCUUUCACCAUGUCUCUGGACGCUGCUCUGAUGGCCGCCUCAUCAUCGAUUUCAUCGCUGAGUCACUGGGACUUCCACUGGUGAAACCGUAUUUUGGUGGAUGGAAUGUGGAAGAGGGAGCCAAUUUUGCUGUUAUUGGAGCCACUGCGUUAGACUACAGUUUCUUUCAAGACAGGGGCAUUUCCAUUCCAACCAAUUAUUCUUUAACAAUUCAAUUGAACUGGUUCAAGGAAUUGCUUACUGCUCUCUGCAAUUCAUCCACAAAUUGCCAUGAAAUUGUUGAGAACUCAUUAUUUCUUAUGGGUGAAAUCGGAGGAAACGAUUUCAAUUAUCUUUUCUUUCAACAAAAGAGCAUAGCAGAGAUUAAAUCAUAUGUGCCAUAUGUGAUCAAUGCAAUAGCUUCAGCUAUCAAUGAAUUGAUUGGUCUAGGCGCUCGCACGCUCAUGGUUCCUGGGAAUUUACCAAUAGGAUGUAGUGUAAUUUAUUUAACGAUUUAUGAAACCAUAGAUAAAACCCAGUAUGACCAAUUUGGGUGUUUGAAGUGGUUAAACGAGUUUGGUGAAUAUUACAACCAUAAACUACAAAGUGAAUUAGAUAAGCUUCGAGUAUUUCAUCCUCGUGCUAAUAUCAUUUAUGCAGAUUAUUACAAUGCUGCAUUGCCUUUAUAUCGUGAUCCCACAAAGUUUGGUUUUACUGAUCUUAAAAUCUGUUGUGGAAUGGGAGGACCAUACAAUUUCAAUAAAUUAACAAAUUGUGGCAAUCCAAGCGUGAUUGCUUGUGAUGAUCCUUCUAAGCAUAUUGGAUGGGAUGGUGUUCAUUUAACUGAGGCUGCAUAUAGAUUUAUUGCCAAAGGUUUAAUAAAAGGACCAUAUUCUCUCCCUCAAUUUAGUACCCUGUGUUUCAGGAAUGUAAGCUUUGGCUAUUUCAAUAGCUAAAUUGUUUCUUCUUUUUAAAUGAAUUGAGAAUUCAAUAUAGUUGCCAUUAUAAUAUGGUCCAUA
Glycine soja is the source of this 1285-nucleotide messenger RNA. RefSeq names its product GDSL esterase/lipase At1g28580-like. The transcript is spliced from 5 exons. The record is from RefSeq and is a predicted model, not a curated record. Gene Ontology annotation, molecular function: hydrolase activity, acting on ester bonds. Bases 68 to 1222 code for a protein of 384 amino acids. NCBI's taxonomy places the organism in Eukaryota, Viridiplantae, Streptophyta, Magnoliopsida, Fabales, Fabaceae.